CAUGUCAGAUUUGAAUUCCCAAAGUUCUUUUCAAACGGUCGAGGCGUCGGUUUGUAUCUCGUUAUCUGUGACUAUACCUCAACGUUAGCUCAGUGAAUGUAUUUUCUUUCUUUUUUUUUUUGGUAAAUGACGACAAUUAAGUAAAUAAAUAUACAAAGCACACAAAAUUACGCUAUUUAUUGAUUUUACAGUGGUACAGUAACCAGAGAAAAUGUCCGCUUCGUCUCCCUCACCUCAGACGGCGCCGCCGCCGGUAGAUACGCUUUCGGGCUCCGGCGGGCACCGUCCUUUCGAGCCCGAAGAACACGGACUAGACAGCGGCUUCAGGCUCACGUCCUUUUCCGACCUCAAGGGAUGAGGGUGCAAGGUCCCGCAGGAGACACUGCUCAAACUCCUGCGGGUACUGGAGCCUGAUCCCUCGGCCGCCGAGCUGCAAGGUGAGGCGGGGCUGCAGCCCGGCGAAGACGGCCACUAUCAGCUCGGUGUCUCGCAACAUCAACAACACCAACCCACGAACAAGCUCGGGAUCGGGAUGGACUCCUGUGUGAUCCCCUUGCGGCACGGCGGUCUGUCUCUGGUUCAGACCACAGACUUCUUCUACCCCCUGGUGGAGGACCCCUACAUGAUGGGGCGCAUCGCCUGUGCCAACGUGCUGAGUGACCUGUACGCCAUGGGGAUCACAGAGUGCGACAACAUGCUGAUGCUGCUGAGUGUCAGCCAGAGAAUGAGCGACAAGGAGCGUGAGAAGGUGAUGCCGCUGAUGAUGCGUGGCUUCCGGGACGCCGCGGAGGAGGGGGGCACCUCGGUGACGGGGGGGCAGACUGUCCUGAACCCCUGGAUCAUCAUCGGGGGGGUCGCCACUGUGGUGUGCCAGGCCAGCGAGUUCAUCAUGCCGGACAGUGCAGUUCCUGGUGAUGUGCUGGUCCUCACAAAGCCUCUUGGGACUCAGGUUGCUGUCAACGCUCACCAGUGGAUGGACAUUCCGGAGAAGUGGAACAAGAUCAAACUGGUGGUGUCGAAGGAAGAUGUGAAGCUGGCUUACCAAGAGGCGAUGUACAACAUGGCGAUGCUUAACAGGACAGCGGCUGGUCUGAUGCACACCUUCAAUGCCCACGCUGCCACUGACAUCACGGGGUUCGGAAUCCUGGGCCACGCCCAGAACCUGGCGCAGCAGCAGCGCUGCGACGUGGCCUUCGUCAUCCACAACCUGCCCAUCAUCGCCAAGAUGGCUGCCAUCAGCAAGGCCUGCGGGAGCAUGUUUGGAUUAGUGCAGGGGAGCUCGGCCGAGACAUCGGGAGGCCUGCUGGUCUGCCUGCCCCGGGAGCAGGCGGCUCGCUUCUGUGCUGAGAUCAAGUCCCCCAAGUACGGAGAGGGUCACCAGGCCUGGAUCAUCGGCAUCGUGGAGAAGGGGAACCGCAGCGCCCGCAUCAUCGACAAGCCCCGAAUCAUCGAGGUGACCCCCCGGGGGGCGGGGGCAGGGGGGCAGGAGGGCACCCCCACCACCACCCCCAGCCCUGAGGCACUGGCAUAGACACACACACACACACACACCCACAGCACUGAGACACACGCAUACAGAGACACUCAGAGCCCUGAGACACGGGGAGAGGGAGAGACACACAUACACGCACACACCCCCAGCCCUGAGACACACACAUGCACACACAGAGCCCUGAGACACAGAGAGAGAGAGAGAGACAGACACACACACAGGCUGAUACACAACCCAGACUCCAGUUUAAUAGCCUGUGCUGUUUUGUCAGCUGCCUCUUCUAUCAUCUUUCUUUCGUUCUUUCUUUUUUGAUGAUGUGUAUAAUGUCUUGAUCAGUUUUUCCGCCCCUCAUUUUUCCACCCUGUUCAGCCUUCAGGGUUGAGAGCAACAGACCAAAAAUUCUUCCUCUUUCUCGGUGGGAGGGAAGAUGAGGGGAGAUGGGGGGGGGGGGGGGGAGCGACUCUUUCAGCUGCGAAACGCAGGAUUUAAAGCGAAUCUGCAACUGUCAAAACCUAAUCCACAGUGCUGCAUUAGAAACGCAUUCAAAGAAACCUCAUCAGCUGCUGGGAGCCGGCCGAGCUCCGAGGGGCUGAACGGACUCCUCUCUCUGGGCUGUGUCUCCCUUCACAUUGCCUGCACUGCAAAGUCUUUCAGAAUGUGAAUCAAAGUCUUUUGAGAACGAGUUAACUUGAAUUUUAUUAGAUUGAAUUUAGUGAAAGAAGUAGGAGGUUGAGAUAGAGCUCUGUGUGUGUAAAAUAUAUUGUCAGUGUCUUAACAUGUACCCCUAACCCUGUACUGUUCACGGGGCGUUUCAAACUGUCUUGUCGACUCUAUUCUGUGUCUUAAACCUGAAGUUGACUUGACUUGAUGCCUUUAAGCUUCAGGAUACGGGCGCCAUUUUGGAUCCCCGGUAGCCGGCCAUAGAGUAGAAAAGUGUGGAAACUGAGGAGCCAAGAUGGCGCCAGUUAGGCGUGACGUUUGUUCAAAUUGACUGCAGAGAUGGAGAAUAGACAUUGAAGGCGUUUUUUGAUUGGGAAAGUCAUGUAAAAAAUGUUGCAAUUAUAAUUCGAUUUAUCCGAACAGCUCCAGUCACAAUUAGUUUGAAUAGAAGUUUUUUUGUACUUUUUCUUUUAAAGCUGGACAAAAAUCAAUCAGAAUUAUUUGUUUAUUUUUUUUCCAGCCCUGGUUUUCGGUUGAUAUUCCCGGAUAGAAUCAAAGCACUGGUGUAUAACGGUUUAUGCUGGUUUAUAAUGGUCAUACUGGUCAAUUUUAAAGGAAUUCAGUCAAUUGGCUGUUGUCUGUAUCUUCAGAAACCAGUAUGUACCUAAGUUUCCCAGUUCCUUUCUCUUACACUUCACCACCUGUCUCUGUGUUGCCCUUUAUUUAAUAUGAAACUAAACAAAUCAAUUGAAUGUAGUUCCUGCAUCAACAGCACAAAAAAAACUUAUGCAAGAUUCAUUUUUCUUGACUAGUUGGUGGUGUGUGCGUGUUUUUUUUAAAAAUAUUUUCUUUGUGACCGCUCUGUCUAACAGAUCGUCUCAAUUUAAUAAUAAUAAUAAUAAUAAUAAUUGGGUAAUACAAGCUUUUGAAUUAAGGGUCGCAAUUUUUUUUCAGGGUUUAUUUUUUAACCAGUGUCAAAUUCUGUUGUGUAAAUGUGCUCUUCAGAGGAACGUGUUUUGAUUUUGAAGUGUUCGUUUCGUCACCUGUCCAUCAUGGCACUGCUAAACGGGAGCGAUUCAUUUUGGUACUUUGUAAUAAUACUUUCCAUCCCUGUUAUCUACAGUACAAAUCUGUUUUUUUUUUGCUGUUAUUGUUGUGCUGCUGAAUUAUCAAUUUAAUUAAUAAAAGGUGAAGAUAAGAGAUUGUACAUUUUCAUAAAUAUGAGCUUUAUUUUCCUUUUUACAUGUUUUUUUGGCGUAAAAAAAGGGAUGUGCUUUUAAAAAUGAAAUCUAAUUUGUAAAAAAAAAAAAAGUGGUUU
Acipenser ruthenus (sterlet) is the source of this 3470-nucleotide messenger RNA. RefSeq names its product selenide, water dikinase 2-like. The record is from RefSeq and is a predicted model, not a curated record. Gene Ontology annotation, biological process: L-selenocysteine biosynthetic process. Gene Ontology annotation, cellular component: cytoplasm. Gene Ontology annotation, molecular function: selenide, water dikinase activity; ATP binding. The transcript is spliced from 8 exons. NCBI's taxonomy places the organism in Eukaryota, Metazoa, Chordata, Actinopteri, Acipenseriformes, Acipenseridae. Bases 533 to 1531 code for a protein of 332 amino acids.